Perognathus longimembris pacificus (Pacific pocket mouse) is the source of this 3129-nucleotide messenger RNA. It is a transcript of the gene Arsj, whose product is annotated as arylsulfatase family member J. The transcript has 2 exons. The record is from RefSeq and is a predicted model, not a curated record. NCBI's taxonomy places the organism in Eukaryota, Metazoa, Chordata, Mammalia, Rodentia, Heteromyidae. Bases 968 to 2761 code for a protein of 597 amino acids.
UGUGCCCUGGAGCUGUUCCCCGAGUGGGUCGUGAGGCUCGGACGGUGUGCUGCCUCUCUUCCCUCAUCCACGCCAAAGUCAAGACUAAGCCUGCGGCCAGCCUCCCUCCCGCGUCCGGGGCACAGAGGCUGCGAGAGCCGGGCUGUGAUUCACCGGCGGGAAGCGAGGGAGGAGGCGCGCGAACUCCAGAGCCAGAACUCAGUAAGUUGGCCCAGCAUAGGCGCCUAGCCUGCAGCGCCGGGGCGGUGGUGCACGGCCUCGUGGGCUCGGCGCGGACUGGGGGACCUGGCCUGGGAUCCCCAUGUGCUUCAACCCCGCUAGGGGACAAAGAAUCGCGGCCGGCCACUCUGCCGAGAAAGAGGAGACCCUCCAUAGCGGGGGUCCAGGAAGCGGCUGCGCCGCCCGGAGAGGGCUUGGAGCCCGGUGAACGCCCAGGAGAGCGUCUGCCCCCCGCGGGUAGGUGAUCGGGCAGCGGCAAGCGGGGUUCCGGGCUGUGUGGCCGCGGGGAGGAGCGCCCCACGCCGCGAGCCGCUUCCGGAGCGGUCCAGGUGUUGGCACCCCUGGCCCCGGCGCUCCGGGCGCGCGCCCCGCAUCACUGCCCGCGGUGACUCUGGGUUUGCUUGAUUUCCUUUUCCUUUCUCCCCGGAGAACUUUUGGAUGGAGAUAGCAACUUUUUGGUUUUCAAUGGAAACAGCUCGUGGGAAGCGAGAGAAAGAAAAAGUGAAAGCAGACAGCCGAGCCGCUUCUGCUGAUUUCGCCACCUCGGAUGCUUUUCGCCGGCACUUCUAGAAGCCUGGCGUGGCGGGGCUGGCUGGGCGCGGGGAGGCGGCCCGGAUUCCUUUCCAGGUGGAGACCGCCCCCUCCCCUCCUGCUUCUGGACCAGCCCUUCGCAUGCACGCAAGUGUGCGCGGGCGCAAGUGCAGAGUGCGAGGUUCUGCGCGGGGCGUCGCUGCCAGCACCCGAAUAAAUGGCCCCCAGGGGCUGCGUGGGGCCUCCACCUCCGCCACCUGGGAGGGCCUGGGUCUGGCCCGGGAAGGUGUUAGCUAUGGGUGCCCUAGCUGGCUUCUGGGUGCUCAGCCUCCUCACCUAUGGAUACCUGUCCUGGGGCCAGGGCUUAGAAGAGGAGGAAGAAGGGGCCUUGCGAGCUCAAGCCGGAGAGGGCCUGGAGCCCCACACCCCGGCCACCUCCCAGCCCCACAUCAUUUUCAUCUUGGCGGAUGAUCAGGGAUUUCGGGAUGUGGGUUACCACGGAUCGGAGAUCAAGACGCCCACUCUGGACAAGCUGGCUGCCGAAGGAGUUAAACUGGAGAACUACUAUGUCCAGCCCAUUUGUACACCAUCCAGGAGUCAAUUUAUUACUGGAAAGUAUCAGAUACACACAGGACUCCAGCACUCUAUCAUAAGACCCACCCAGCCCAACUGUUUACCCCUGGACAAUGCAACCCUACCUCAGAAGCUGAAAGAGGUUGGCUACUCAACACAUAUGGUUGGCAAGUGGCACUUGGGUUUUUACAGGAAAGAAUGCAUGCCCACUAGGAGAGGAUUUGACUCCUUUUUUGGCUCCCUCUUGGGAAGUGGUGAUUAUUACACACACUACAAAUGUGACAGCCCUGGGGUGUGUGGCUAUGACUUGUACGAAAAUGACAGCGCUGCCUGGGACUAUGACAACGGCUUAUAUUCCACACAGAUGUACACUCAGAGAGUGCAGCAAAUCUUAGCUUCCCAUAACCCUGCAAAACCUGUCUUUUUAUAUAUUGCCUACCAAGCGGUUCACUCACCACUGCAAGCCCCAGGCAGAUACUUGGAGCACCACCGGUCCAUCAUCAACAUAAACAGGAGGAGGUAUGCCGCCAUGCUUUCCUGCUUGGACGAAGCCAUCCACAAUGUGACUCUGGCUCUGAAGGCGUAUGGUUUCUACAACAACAGCAUUAUCAUCUACUCCUCGGAUAACGGGGGCCAGCCUAUGGCCGGUGGAAGCAACUGGCCUCUCCGAGGUAGCAAAGGGACGUACUGGGAAGGAGGGAUCCGUGCCGUUGGCUUUGUCCAUAGCCCACUUCUGAAAAACAAGGGCACAGUGUGCAAAGAACUUGUGCACAUCACGGACUGGUACCCCACCUUGCUUUCGCUGGCCGAAGGGCAGAUUGACGAGGACGUUCAACUCGAUGGGUAUGACGUCUGGGAGACCAUCAGUGAGGGGCUCCGUUCACCCCGAGUGGAUAUUUUGCACAACAUUGACCCCAUAUAUACCAAGGCAAAGAAUGGUUCCUGGGCGGCAGGCUAUGGGAUCUGGAACACAGCCGUCCAGUCGGCCAUCCGAGUGCGCCACUGGAAGCUGCUUACAGGAAACCCUGGCUAUGGGGACUGGGUGCCCCCCCAGGCCUUCAGCAACCUCGGGCCCACCCGGUGGCACAGUGAACGGAUCACUUUGUCCACUGGCAAAAGCCUUUGGCUCUUCAACAUCACCGCGGACCCCUAUGAGCGGGUGGAUCUCUCCAGCAGGUAUCCGGGCAUCGUGAAGAAACUUCUACGGAGGCUUUCACAGUUCAACAAGACUGCGGUCCCCGUCAGGUACCCCCCAAAAGAUCCCCGGAGUAACCCUCGUCUCAAUGGGGGGGUCUGGGGCCCGUGGUAUAAAGAGGAAAAGAAAAGGAAGGCAAACAAGAAUAAGGCCGGGAGAAAGAAAAGUAAGGCAAAGAAGGAGAAAGGGCCGGAAGCACGCUCAUGGCCUGCAGAUUGCCAUGAAGGGGUAAAUCGUGGCUAAGGCAGACAUGCCCUCAGAUUGGCUCAGUUUAGUUUGGUUCUUACUCUUUCACCUGUUCGACAGGUACACCAGCAAUAUUUGGGCUCAGAGUUCCCAUUGCCCCAGGGGCUCAGGUUGCUCGCUGGUCGUGAAGCCUGGACACCCCAAGGAAAACUACUUAUUGCGCCAGGUGCCAAAGGUGCUAUCUCUUCAGGCCACCCCUGAAAAAGAAUACAUGUGUGUAUUGUUCUCCGUCUUUAUAAAACGUGACCAGGCAACUACUGUGCUUCAGUCUAUUGGCCCAGCACCUUUCUCUCAAUCCUGGGAGGGGCUUAGGGCCUGCAAUGCUAAUUUGAUGGAAAUCUAUAGGGUAGCACGAUUAAAAAUGA